Molecule: messenger RNA, 1017 nt
Organism: Photinus pyralis (common eastern firefly)
Lineage: Eukaryota; Metazoa; Arthropoda; Insecta; Coleoptera; Lampyridae
Exons: 2
Coding region: 34-1017 (327 amino acids)
Molecular function (GO): nucleic acid binding
Source: RefSeq, a predicted model, not a curated record
UUUGAAGUUUUGAAAACGCCAAAGCGUCAAAACAUGCCGCCAAAAAACCCUCAUCGAUUUAACGAACAAACACAGUUAAUAAUUCUAAAUGUGUUGGCUUUCUUUCAAAUUGAACAGGAACAAGUUCGGAAUGGCAUACCACUAGACAUCAACAAUGUUAUACAGCGAACUGCACAAGCAACGAAAGUCAGCCCAACAACCAUUUCAAAUUUGAGAAAAAAUGGUGUAAAAUCCGACAAAGAUUACGCAUCUAAUGUCUCUACCAAGCAAAAGAUUAACAAGACGAAAAUCACAGAAUAUUUGAAGAAUAAAAUUCGGGAUACAAUCUAUUAUAUGUACUCCCAAAAGGAAUAUGUUACACUGGCAACUAUUAGACAAAAAUUUCUGGAGCAAAACGAAUAUUUUCAAUUUUCCAUUGAUUCAUUGAGAAAGUGGAUCAAAAGUAUGGGUUUUAAAUGGAAGAAGUCCAAUAACAGAAAAUAUCUUAUGGAUUUACCGGAUAUUGUCCACAAACGAAUAAAAUUCUUAAGGGAGUACAUUGAAAACAAAAAUUUGGGACAUGAGGGUUAUACUCCGGUUUUUAUGGAUGAAACCUGGAUAUUUAGUAAGGGAUCAUUUCGAAACAGCUGGCAAGAUGAUACUAAGCACACGGAAUCAAUUAAACCCAAUGAAGGUCAUCGAUACAUUAUUGUCCACGCUGGGACGAACGAUGGCUUUAUUGGUGGGGCAAGUUUGAUUUUUAAAAGUGGAAAAAAAACAGGGGACUAUCAUGAUAAUAUGAACAGGGGUAAUUUUGAAAAUUGGUUCAAGACUCAACUGGUGCCAAAUCUUCCUGAAAAAUCUUUAAUUAUUAUGGACAACGCAAGCUACCAUUCUGGCCUUUUAGAGAAAAUUCCCACCAAAUCAUGGACAAAACAAAGAAUGAUAGAAUGGUUAGGGGAAAAAAAUAUCGGCUAUCCAGAAAAGGCAAUGAAGGAUCAAAUAUGGAGCAUUGUCAGCGCAAACUGCCCCAAAUAG